UCAUUCACUCGUGGCUCGUUCGUCUCCUCACACCUGCAAGAUGAGGUUCUUGGUCUCCUUCGUGGCUCUGUUGUGCGUGGUGGGAGCAGCAGUUGCUCUCUACGUGCCCAAUGCCCAAGAUCUGCACACCUUUGACACCAUUGCUGGUAUCACCAGCGACAACAACCGCGACAGCAGCAGCAGCACCGGUAGUAGCAGCAGCAGCGGCAGUGGCAACAGCAACAGCGGUGGCAGUGGAAAUAGCAACAACAACAACAAUAGUAAUAACAACGGCAAUAUUGGCGACAACAACAAUAAUAAUAACAACGGCAAUAACCGCAACAACGGUAAUAAUGGCAAUAACGGUAAUAACGGCAACAACGGUAAUAAUGGCAACAACGGUAACAACGAUAAUAAUGGAAACAACGGUAACAACGGUAAUAAUGGCAACAACGGUAAUAACGGCAACAACGGUAAUAAUGGCAACAAUGGUAAUAACGGCAACAAUGGCAACAACGGUAAUAACGGCCUAAGAGAUAAUAAUGGAAACAACGGUAACAACGGUAAUAAUGGCAACAACGGUAAUAACGGCAACAAUGGCAACAACGGUAAUAACGGCAACAACGGUAAUAAUGGCAACAACGGUAAUAACGGCAACAAUGGCAACAACGGUAAUAAUGGCAACAACGGUAAUAAUGGCAACAACGGUAAUAACGGCAACAAUGGCAACAACGGUAAUAAUGGCAACAGAGAUAAUAAUGGCAACAACGGUAAUAAUGGCAACAACGGUAAUAACGGCAAUAAUGGUAAUAACGGCAACAAUGGCAACAACGGUAAUAACGGCAACAACGGUAAUAAUGGCAACAACGGUAAUAAUGGCAACAAUGGCAACAACGGUAAUAAUGGCAACAACGGUAAUAAUGGCAACAAUGGUAAAAACGGCAACAAUGGCAACAACGGUAAUAACGGCCUAAGAGAUAAUAAUGGAAACAACGGUAACAACGGUAAUAACGGCAACAAUGGCAACAACGGUAAUAACGGCAACAACGGUAAUAAUGGCAACAACGGUAAUAACGGCAACAAUGGCAACAACGGUAAUAAUGGCAACAGAGAUAAUAAUGGCAACAACGGUAAUAAUGGCAACAACGGUAAUAAUGGCAACAACGGUAAUAAUGGCAACAACGGUAAUAACGGCAACAAUGGCAACAACGGUAAUAACGGCAAGAACGGUAAUAAUGGCAACAACGGUAAUAACGGCAACAAUGGCAACAACGGUAAUAAUGGCAACAGAGAUAAUAAUGGCAACAACGGUAAUAAUGGCAACAACGGUAAUAAUGGCAACAACGGUAAUAACGGCAAUAAUGGUAAUAACGGCAACAAUGGCAACAACGGUAAUAACGGCAACAACGGUAAUAAUGGCAACAGAGAUAAUAAUGGCAACAACGGUAAUAACGGCAAUAAUGGUAAUAAUGGCAACAAUGGCAACAACGGCAACAACGGUAAUAACGGCAACAAUGGUAACAACGGUAAUAACGGCAACAACGGUAAUAAUGGCAACAGAGAUAAUAAUGGCAACAACGGUAAUAACGGCAAUAAUGGUAAUAACGGCAACAAUGGCAACAACGGCAACAAUGGCAACAACGGUAAUAACGGCAACAAUGGCAACAACGGUAAUAAUGGUAACAGAGAUAAUAAUGGCAACAACGGUAAUAACGGCAAUAAUGGUAAUAACGGCAAUAAUGGUAAUAACGGCAACAAUAGCAACAACGGUAAUAACGGCAACAACGGUAAUAAUGGCAACAGAGAUAAUAAUGGCAACAACGGUAAUAACGGCAACAACGGUAAUAAUGGCAACAACGGUAAUAACGGCAAUAAUGGUAAUAACGGCAACAACGGUAUUAAUGGCAACAAUGGUAAUAAUGGCAACAAUGGUAAUAACGGCAACAAUGGCAACAACGGUAAUAAUGGCAAUAAUGGUAAUAACGGCAACAAUGGUAACAACGGUAAUAACGGUAACAACGGUAAUAACGGGAACAAUGGUAAUAAUGGCAACAGAGAUAAUAAUGGCAACAACGGUAAUAAUGGCAAUAAUGGUAAUAAUGGCAAUAACGGUAAUAAUGGCAACAAUGGUAAUAAUGGCAACAAUGGUAAUAAUGGUAACAGAGAUAAUAAUGGCAACAACGGUAAUAACGGCAAUAAUGGUAAUAACGGCAACAACGGUAAUAACGGCAACAACGGCAACAACGGUAAUAACGGCAACAAUGGUAAUAAUGGCAACAGAGAUAAUAAUGGCAACAACGGUAAUAACGGCAAUAAUGGUAAUAACGGCAACAACGGUAAUAACGGCAACAACGGCAACAACGGUAAUAACGGCAACAACGGUAAUAACGGCAACAACGGCAACAACGGUAAUAAUGGCAACAAUGGUAAUAGUGGUAACAGAGAUAAUAAUGGCAACAACGGCAAUAACGGGAACAACGGUAAUAACGGCAAUAACGGUAAUAACGGCAACAAUGGCAACAACGGUAAUAACGGCAACAAUGGUAAUAAUGGCAACAGAGACAAUAAUGGCAACAACGGUAAUAACGGCAACAACGGUAAUAAUGGCAACAACGGUAAUAACGGCAAUAACGGUAAUAACGGCAACAACGGUAAUAAUGGCAACAAUGGUAAUAAUGGCAACAGAGAUAAUAAUGGCAACAACGGUAAUAAUGGCAACAACGGUAAUAACGGCAAUAACGGUAAUAACGGCAACAAUGGCAACAACGGUAAUAACGGCAACAACGGUAAUAAUGGUAAUAACGGUAAUAACGGGAAAUGAAUUGAAUUAUUUGAAUAAUGCCACUCAUUGCUCCGUAACAGUAAGGUCAUAUGGUGCCGUAUGAAAAUACCAAAAUAUUAAAAUGUUGAGAUACUACCACACAUAAGGCAUUAAAACACCAAUAACACGGGUAACAGCUGCAACAUCAAUAACACCAGUAACAAGGGUAACACCGGUAACACUGGUAACAGCGGCGACAUCGGUAACACUCGUAACAGCAGCAACACCGGUAACACUACUAACAGCGGCACACCGGUAACACCGGCAACCGUGGCUCCACACACACACACACACAUAAGUAGUCCCUCUGCUACUUCUGGUUCAGUCGCUAUGGUCAAUUCCGUUUGGCGUAAUAAUUACACCAAAUUAGGCACUGAGUAUUCCCUCAAAUUUGCAAUUAUGUAUGUAAACCAUGAAAAUAAAUAUUCUGGAAACUG
Messenger RNA from Scylla paramamosain (green mud crab), 3237 nucleotides. Its product is annotated as probable cyclin-dependent serine/threonine-protein kinase DDB_G0292550. Bases 41 to 2800 code for a protein of 919 amino acids. The record is from RefSeq and is a predicted model, not a curated record. Gene Ontology annotation, molecular function: extracellular matrix structural constituent conferring tensile strength. Gene Ontology annotation, biological process: extracellular matrix organization. NCBI's taxonomy places the organism in Eukaryota, Metazoa, Arthropoda, Malacostraca, Decapoda, Portunidae. The transcript is spliced from 3 exons.